Scedosporium apiospermum is the source of this 1428-nucleotide messenger RNA. RefSeq lists its product as uncharacterized. The transcript is spliced from 5 exons. The record is from RefSeq and is a predicted model, not a curated record. NCBI's taxonomy places the organism in Eukaryota, Fungi, Ascomycota, Sordariomycetes, Microascales, Microascaceae. Bases 1 to 1428 code for a protein of 475 amino acids. Gene Ontology annotation, molecular function: monooxygenase activity; iron ion binding; oxidoreductase activity, acting on paired donors, with incorporation or reduction of molecular oxygen.
AUGGGGUUUCUGGAAAACAUCGAUGCUCGCCUCGUGCUGGCGGCUGUCGCCGCUGUCAUCAGCGGCUGGGUGAGCUGGGUGGUCAUUGAAGACGUCAGGCUCCGACGGAAGUACCGAUUCCCCCCUCUCGUUCCUGGGCUACCCAUAGUUGGAAAUACAUUUCAAAUACCGAUGGUGGACCAAGGGCCAUACCUGCAGAAGCUGGGAGAGAAGUACGGCGAAAUACGAAAGCGCAUGGUCCUAAUGCCUUAUGGUGACCAAUGGCGGCAGCAACGAAAGUUGAUGCAUCAAGUUCUCAACUUAAGCCAGCAGUCCAUUUUCAAGCCGUUCCAAGACCUCGAAUCCAAAGCCCUGAUGUACGAGCUGUUAGUCCAACCGGAGAAAUGGUACCUGUCCUUCGGACGAUUCUCGAGCUCCGUGAUCCUAAGCGUCGUCUUUGGCCGCCGAACGAAUCACGGGGAUCCGACGUUUUUGAACAUCUUUAAAACGCAGGAAGAUUUCGUCCCAUAUACAAUGCCCGGCGCAUCCAUUGUGGAUUCGUUUCCCUUCCUUGCAAAUAUCCCAAUCUGGAAGAAGCUCCAACCUUGGAGAUGGAAGGGGGAUGAGAUUUACGAUAGAACCUUGAGUGUUUUCAGAGGACUUCUUGACGAACUUGAAAGGCGUCAAAAGGCCGGCACACAAAAGCCUUGUUUUAUGACCGAGCUUCUUGACUCCGAAUCUAAGGACAAAAACUUUACAAGGGAUGAGAUUGCCUUCAUCGCGGUCACUCUCUUAGAGGCUGGCAGCGAUACUACUCGGAACAGCCUUCUCGAGACCGUUGCAGGAACGGCCAUGUACCCCGACUGGAUUGAACGAGCACGAGCAGAACUCGACGAAGUUUGCGGUAAGAAUGCCGAGCGGCUUCCUACAUUUGACGACAUUGACAGGUUGCCGAUGAUCCGGGCCUCUGUCAAGGAAACCGUACGCUGGAGGCCAACAAACACGCAGACGGGUGUUCCCCAUGCGUUGACAAAAGAUGACGAGUUUGAGGGCUACAAGCUUCCUGCCGGCACGGUGGUGACCUGGAAUCACUGGGCAAUUUCUCACAGCUCGGGCGAAUACGACCAGCCAGAACGGUUUUAUCCCGACCGGUUUUUAGAUGAUGAUCUUGACAAAGUCGGAAAAGGUCAUCUAGGAUUUGGAGCCGGUCGGCGGGUGUGUGUCGGUCUGAAUGUUGCGGCGGGCAACCUCUUCAUCGCCAUUGCACGGAUGGUAUAUUGUUUCGACAUCGAACAGGAUCCGUCACACCCAGUGACUGUUGACAAACCGUUCCCGCUCACGGCUGUGGUUGAACCGUACAAGGUUAUCUUCAAACCGCGAAGUGAGGCACACAGGCGGCUGAUCAUGAGGGAAUGCCACGAGGCUGCAGAUAUUGACAUCAAGGCUUGA